This is a messenger RNA of Vitis riparia (riverbank grape), 546 nucleotides long. RefSeq names its product AAA-ATPase At3g50940-like. Bases 1 to 546 code for a protein of 181 amino acids. Gene Ontology annotation, molecular function: ATP hydrolysis activity; ATP binding. The record is from RefSeq and is a predicted model, not a curated record. The transcript has 3 exons. Lineage: Eukaryota; Viridiplantae; Streptophyta; Magnoliopsida; Vitales; Vitaceae.
AUGGCUCUUCUUGAUCGGCCAUUGACCCCGCCCAGCAGCUCCUUGUCAACCAAGAAGCCUGUACAUAGUUCAAUUGAGCUUACUUUCCACAUGAAAUACAAGGAGAAGGUCUUGAGCACAUACCUGCCAUAUGUACUAGAAAGAUCGGACACCAUAGAAGAAGAAAACAGGGUGGUGAAGUUAUACUCCCUGGGAAAUUUCAAUGAAAAUUAUAAUGGUCCGUGGACAUCAAUCAAUGUGGACCAUCCAUCCGCUUUUGACACAUUGGCAAUGGAGCCAAUGCUCAAGAAGGAACUCAUUGCUGACUUCGACAGAUUAGUCAAGAGAUGGGAGAUAAUUCUAUCUGGGUUGCUUGAUUUCAUUGAUGGACUGUGGUCAAGCUUUGGUGAUGAGAGGAUAAUCAUGUUGACUACAAAUCAUAAAGAAAGGUUAGACCCUGCAUUGUUGAGACUAACCUGCAUGGACAUGCACAUUCAGAUGUUCUACCACACUCGUUCUGAAUUUAACAUCCUAGCUUCUAACUACCUCAGCAUCAAAAGUUACUGA